This is a messenger RNA of Rhizophagus irregularis DAOM 181602=DAOM 197198, 1151 nucleotides long. RefSeq lists its product as uncharacterized. NCBI's taxonomy places the organism in Eukaryota, Fungi, Glomeromycota, Glomeromycetes, Glomerales, Glomeraceae. The record is from RefSeq and is a predicted model, not a curated record.
AAAAUAAAAAAAAGGUUAAAAAUAAAUAACUAAUUGUAGCACAGUAGUUUUGGUUAAAUCGAUGCAAACAAAUUCUUUCAACUCUUUUUACAUUUUCUUAUUUCCUCAUAUAAUAUAUAUGUAAUAUGUCUCAACCACUAUAUUAUGAUACUUGUGAAGCUUCGACUUCAUUGAAAACGCUCCGUAUUGUCAACAUAUUAUCUUUUAUAGCAAGUUUUGUCGGCAGUACUUAUGUUUAUAUUCUUGACCCAAGAGCUAGAGAAAUUACUCAUGAAUAUAACAACAUUUUUUCUCCUUCCUUAAUUUUGUUAGCAAUUUUAUGGCCUAUAAUUUACUUAUUAAGAUUCGGGUUUGUUUUCUAUAUUCAAUUUAGCAAGGUUUCUAUAAUUCAAGAAAUUGUGACCGAAAGUAUUGGCUGGCUAUUUACUUUGGCUAACCUUUUUAUGCUUGGCUGGUUAUGGUUUUUGUUGAAACUGAACUUUGUAGGAAGUUCAUUUUUUGCUACAUUGACCCUAUUAGUAGUUAGUCUUGCUCAUUACAGACUUACUGUAGAUUAUCCUCCAAAUGAACUCCCUUCUUUACAAGCCAAGAAAAUAUACUUUUUCGCUCAUGUCCCAUUUGCAUUAUACGCAGCAUUUUCAUGGUUGGAUUUAUUCCAUAAUAUUUAUAUGGCAAUAUUAAAAUCAGACCACGAAGAAGCUUAUGCUUUACUAGGAAUUUUAUGUAUUUGGAUUUUGGGGAUUGUUGGGCUUGCAUGGACUGUUACCGGUUUGUUUAGUAACUGCCAAAGAGACGGACUUUUUGGUCUUACCAUGGCCGCAUGUUUGAUCGACGUUGCUGUUAGAGAAUGUAAUAUAUUGUAUUUAUCAAUUCAAGCUUCAUUGUUAGCCGGUUUAAUUUUUUCAACUUUUUUAUUUUUUUACGUUACUUCUGGAUAUAAAUUAAAAUAUGCUAUUAGCUCCAAAUGCCCUUUGAUAUAUGCUCCAAGGGAGCAAAGGCAACCCUUGAUACAAUAAUUGCAAAAAGAAAAUUGCAGGGGCUGGAUGGUUACUUCAAUUAGCUCAUUUUUUAUUUUUAAAAAUUUAUAUUGUAUUAGCGGUUAGAUAAUUAUUGUAAAAAAAAAAAAAAAAUUUUUUUUUGUAAAAACGAAA